AUGCUUGCCAAAUUUUCCCUCCUUUCUCUUCUCCUCACCUCUACUGCCUGUGCCGCCGGCGGCCAGGGUCUGUCCUACGACAACAUUGACAAGUCGGCCACCCCCGGCGCCAAAGCGCUUCUGAAACACAUCCAGUCACAGUAUGGAUCGCAUUACAUUUCCGGACAGCAGGAUGCAGGCAGCUGGGACUGGGUCAAGCAGAACAUUGGAGUGGCUCCUGCGAUUCUGGGUAGCGACUUCAUGUAUUACUCGCCUUCGGCGGUUGCUCGUGGCAGCAAGUCCCACGCCGUCGAGGAUGUGAUCCAGCACGCAGAUCGUAACGGAAUCAACGCCCUGGUCUGGCAUUGGUACGCUCCGACUUGUCUGCUCGACAACGCCGAACAGCCGUGGUACAAUGGAUUCUACACCAAGGCCACCUGCUUCAACGUUGCCGAUGCCGUCAACGACCGUCGAAACGGAACCAACUAUCGCCUCCUACUGCGUGAUAUCGAUGCCAUCGCCGCCCAGAUCAAGCGCCUUGAUCAGGCCAAUGUUCCGAUUCUCUUCCGCCCGCUCCACGAGCCCGAGGGUGGAUGGUUCUGGUGGGGUGCCCAGGGCCCUGCCCCGUUCAAGAAGCUCUGGGAUAUGAUCUACGACCGCAUCACUCGCUUCCACAACCUCCACAACGUGGUCUGGGUAUGCAACACCGCCGAGGCUGACUGGUAUCCCGGAAACGAUAAGUGUGACAUCGCCACCGUCGACCACUACGCCAAUGCUGGUGACCAUGGCGUUCUCGCAGACAAAUACAAGAAGCUCCAGGCCGUCACCAACAACGAGAGAGUUUUGGCUCUGGCAGAAGUCGGUCCCGUUCCCGAUCCCACCGUUCAGGCUCGCGAUAAGGUCAACUGGGCUUACUGGAUGGUGUGGAACGAUGAAUUCAUCAAGGACGGCAAGCAGAACUCCAGACAGUUCCUACAGAACGUGUACAACAACACCAGGGUUGUUACGCUCGAUGGUGGCUCCAAGCUUGCCUGGAACAAUGCUUAA
This is a messenger RNA of Aspergillus oryzae RIB40, 1026 nucleotides long. RefSeq lists its product as uncharacterized. Gene Ontology annotation, biological process: substituted mannan metabolic process. The record is from RefSeq and is a predicted model, not a curated record. Gene Ontology annotation, molecular function: mannan endo-1,4-beta-mannosidase activity. NCBI's taxonomy places the organism in Eukaryota, Fungi, Ascomycota, Eurotiomycetes, Eurotiales, Aspergillaceae. The transcript has a single exon. The coding region runs from base 1 to 1026 and encodes 341 amino acids.